AAAGUGUUUUUAGAAACUCUAAUGGUAACAAAAAAGUAUAAAGCAUAAUUAAUUAUUUUAUAAGGUUACUUAAAAAAUACUCGACAGGUACAACGUCGACAGUUUAUCGGUUAGUUAUAAUAUUAUUAACAAGAAGACAAAUCUAGAAGAAUGAGAUUAAUCUUCCUGACGUUGUUUGUAUGCACAGCGAUUUGUGUAGCAAAUAGCAAUGUUGUUCCAGCGCACAAAGAAAUUAAUCCUCCUCUAGUCCCUAAUCCAACUCCAGAUUGUCCACCCCCUGAACCAACUAAAGAUCGUUCAAAACAUAUAGAAGUUAAACCUCCUCCUAAGCAAAAAGAAAUUAAACCUCCACUUAAGAAAAAAGAAGUUGAACAUCUUCCUAAGAAAAAAGAAGUUGAACAUCUUCCUAUUUUCCUAAAUCGAGUUGCCCAAACUGAAUUGUUUCAAACGAAUGAUUAGUAUUUUCAAAAACAAUUUUGCACCUGAUACUUUAGUCGUUAGCACUUGUACCUAAAUCACUUUGAUGCACCUUGUACUUUGGUUGCUUAUUACUCACAAGUUACAA
Molecule: messenger RNA, 565 nt
Organism: Hydra vulgaris (swiftwater hydra)
Lineage: Eukaryota; Metazoa; Cnidaria; Hydrozoa; Anthoathecata; Hydridae
Source: RefSeq, a predicted model, not a curated record